Apodemus sylvaticus (European woodmouse) is the source of this 4978-nucleotide messenger RNA. It is a transcript of the gene Perm1, whose product is annotated as PPARGC1 and ESRR induced regulator, muscle 1. The record is from RefSeq and is a predicted model, not a curated record. NCBI's taxonomy places the organism in Eukaryota, Metazoa, Chordata, Mammalia, Rodentia, Muridae. Gene Ontology annotation, cellular component: nucleus; cytoplasm. The coding region runs from base 1442 to 3829 and encodes 795 amino acids. The transcript has 7 exons. Gene Ontology annotation, biological process: regulation of DNA-templated transcription; response to muscle activity.
CUCCCCCCGGGAGCUCAGCCCGCCCCCGCUCCCUACGACCCGCGCGGGCAGCGAACAAAGCCCGGAGACUGCGGCGCCGAGCUGGGGCGGGGGCCUCGGCCGGGUGGGUGGCAGGCCGCCUUGGGGGAUGGGAAGGCGUGGCGCCGGGGCCCCUCCCCCGUCCGCCUAAACUAUCCUCCCACCAGGAAAUGCAGCUGAAAUCAGGUUAAUGUAUAAUCGAGGGGCGACGUGCUGGGAAUUCCAAGGGGCUCGCCCGGGCUCCAAGAGCCGCAGCGCUCUCUGGACAGGAGAGGCCAGCGGAGCUGGACCUUCCGUUCCCCAGCCCCUUGGGUCGGCCUCACGCUAGGACUGCUCACAGAGCUUCCCGCGGCUGUACCGGUACCACCACAGGCUCGACGGCGGCCCAGUAGGGCUACGCCCCCUGCCGAUGGCGGGUUAGCGGCCGUUGAACCAGAAGCCAGAGUGAAGUGUGACAGAAGCUCUUCCUCCUGAGAAAGACUCCACCACCAGAGCCGGGCGGUGGUGGCGCACGCCUGUAAUCCCAGCACUUUGGGAGGCAGAGACAGGCGGAUUUCUGAGUUCGAGGCCAACCUGGUCUACAGAGUGAGUUCCAGGACAGCCAGGGCUACACAGAGAAACCCUGUCUUGAAAAAAAAAAAAAAAGACUCCACCACCAGGACCCUGGCAGGAUUCAAGGCUUCUUGCUGAAAACAACACUGCACAUGAGCAAAUUAUGUUCAGCUGAGCAGAGAAGUGGCUGUCUUGAUACUGACUUGAUUGAGUCUUGGGUAGGACUGCGAGGAGACGCAAUGGGUCCUGGCUUCACAGUCCUGAGAAUUUGUUUUCUAGCCUUUGGAGAAAUUUCCUUCUGGAUUUCCUACGAGGUGAUCAUGAACUGCAUCCCAUAUCCCCCAGUGCUUCCUCUCUGAAAGGCACUAGGUGCACUGUGGAAAGCCGAGAGUCUCAACCCUCUCCUGAACUCUGACCAACACUAGCGGGACCCCAGACAAGUGGGACAACGCUGCCAAAAAUCCGCAAGGUUGAGGGAGGGACAAUGGAACACCGGACUCAACCGCUACUCUGCCUAAUAGUCCUCGAAGCUGGAGAACAUGGUUCUGCUCCAGACGGUCAUUUUGAACUCCCGCAUAAGAAUGGAUGUCUGUGACAGUGUGUCAUAGUACUGUUAUUUGGAGUUGAAUUGAAAAUAGGGGAAACUGAAGUAGAUUUCUAACUCUGAAGAAUGAGGUAGAAGAAUCUGGAAGAAGCAAAGUCUGUCCUGUGGUUCUUACAGAUAGAAAUGGACUGCCAGGGAGGGGGCAAGUGCUACAAGAUCAGACAGGAUGGUGGCAGCAUGUGCUACUUAGUGCAUGGAGCCUGGAUUUGUGAAGACCCUGCCUGGCCCAAAGUCUUGCUGUCACUCCAGCAUUGUUGCUGAUGUGCAAUGGACAACUUCCAGUACAGUGUCCAGCUCAGUGAUCGAGAAUGGGCCGAGUUCUCAGCCACUGCUGAUGAGUGUGGCCUCGUUCAGGCUGACCUGGCCUCUGGUGACGAGCUCUUGUCCAGUGACAUUGACCAAGGGGACAGCAGUGGAAGCAGCCCUCCUGGGCCCCCACCCCUCUUCACUGGGCAACUGGUUUCCCAAGGGAGGGGACAACAGAGCUGUGAUUUGGAGGACGUGGCUGCUCAGCAGCUGGUCAGCAGGUCUCAGUGUGAGCCUGUUCUGGCUCUGGAGGCCAGUCAUCAGGUAGCCAGCACGUACACACAGUCAGAAGCCCUUCUGUUCUCCAGCUCAGACAGUGUCUGUCCUGGCCAGGCCUUGUCCUUCCCAGGGUCAGCAACUUUCGGAGACAAGAUGCAGAGGCUUUUGCAAGGCCCUGCCCCUAGCUCUCCCAGUAAACCCCCUCAUAGUCCUGAGUCCCCUGGCCACAGUGCCAUCCCUCAGAGUCCCCCUGACAACCUUGAAGCUUCACAGAGGAACCCUGGUCGUAAGAAGAGGCGUGCUGUAGGUGCCAAGGGGACCAAGUACUCUGGAUCUAUGGACUCUGCUACUAUCCAGAUGAGCUCCCCACAGCUUACAGAAACCAGGCCCAAGGAGACUCUUAUGUCUGGGACACUAAUGGCAAAAGUCCAGCAGGAUAAGCCACAGUCAGACUCCACAGGUGCUACUGAACAUGGCUCUAAUAUUCCUGAACAGUUGGACAGACAGGAUUCAGGCUUAGAUCUUUCUACACCUAUUCUGAUAACUGAACAAGAUACAGACCAGAUCAGAAAAACAUCCAGAGCUGUGUUACAUGUGGUAUCCAAACCUGUCCAGGAAGUCCAUCCAGAUAUCUCCAUGGCCACACCAAAUAGGUCUACACAUGCCUCCAAGCCUCAACCCUACGUGGCUUUGUCUCAACCUGCCUCCAAGCCUCAGUCUGACACAGCUUCGUCUACACAUCCCUUCAUGCCUGAAAUGACUUUGUCCACACUUGCCUUCAAAUGUCAACCCAAUACGAAUCAGUCUACACCUGCCUCUAAGCCUGACGUGGCUUUGUCUACACCUGCUUCUAUGUCUCAACUGGGCAAGGCUGAGUUUGCAUCCGCUCACACACCUGGAUUGCAUGUGGACCUAUCUGCAGCAGGCUCAGAGAUCAAGCCAGAAGUUUCUCCCUCUGUGCCUGCCUCAGUGGAUAUGCUUUGUACAGAUUUGACUCAUUCUGUUUCAAAGACUGAGUCUAAAGAGAGCGUACCUAUACCUAUUAUGCCUUCUUUUUCCCAGGCUGAAGCUGCCAUGGUAGAUACAGGUGUGACUGUGCCUCCAGGGGGAAACAUUGAGAAGCCAGUAGGGCAGUUCCCAGCAGGGUCCUCAGGAUACUCUUCAGGAGAGCCCUGUCUAGGUCCUGUCCGAGCCCCCAAGAAGAAGAAAGUACGGUUUUCCAUGGCUAUACCCAGCCAUGAAGAAUCAGGGUCAGGUGGGCCUACAGGUUCAUCCUUCCUAACCCCAGACCGGCCCCCAACUCCUAGGACAGCAGCAGGAAGCCGUGGGGGUUCUGUAGCCUGGGACGCUGUGGCUGUUGGGCCCCGACUACCCCAGCCUCGGAUCCUCAAGCACCUGCCUCCUCCUGUAUCCUCUGUAUCUGCAGAGGCUGAGCCUGGAAGCUGCUUUGCAGUGACUCUCCCUGAGGCCUAUGAGUUCUUCUUCUGUGACACCAUUGAGGAGGAAGAUGAAGAUGUAGAGGAUGAGGAGGCAGCCAGCCAAGCCCUGGAUGAAGUCCAGUGGCCAGACACAUGCGAGUUUUUUUUCCGGGAUAGCAGAGCCCAAAGAUCAAGAUGUCAGAGGGGACAUUCCCCAGUCUCAGCACCGAGAGCAGACACUGUGGCACCUGUUCCCUCUGAAAAUUUGGUGCCUAUCUCCAUCCCUGAGGUCUAUGAACACUUCUUCACUGAAGAAGGAUUUGGGAACAGACAGCCUCCAGACACUCAUAUCCGGAUGCAGACCUCAGAGCUUUCCAGGGAAGUAAGGCCUGAGGCAUCCUCCAAGCCUGAGGCAUCCUCCAAGCCUGUUCCACCUACAGCAGAACACCUUAGCUUAACAAUCAGGAAGGCAGGGGAACUACGGAGUCCCCUUACUUCAUUUACAUUCAGCCAAAAUGACAUGUGCCUGGUGUUUGUUGCCUUUGCUACUUGGGCUGUGAGAACCUCAGAUCUACAUGCCCCAGAUGCUUGGAAAACAGUCUUGCUGGCCAACAUUGGCACCAUCUCUGCUAUCCGCUACUUCCGCCGUCAGGUUGGGAGAGGGCAUAAUGGCAAACCAAGACCCAGUUCCAGCUCAAACCCCAGCUGCUAGGAGCCAAGCUAUCCUGGUGAGGCAUGGAGUAUGAAGAUGAACCCAGGUGACAAGGACAAGAUGUUGCUCUUCUCUCUACCCUUUGAUCCCUGUCUUCUAAGGCAUCUAGGAAGGAACCGGUGUCCUUGGUACUGAUUUACUUACACUCAACCUAAGGGUCCAGCCACUGACUAAGGCCAAGGACAUUUUCCAUACCUGAGAGAGUAGAGAUUCAGGGUGGCGGAUAAGUGGGCACUAAGCAAGGAGCUGGAUAAUAGAACAUAGUAUUUGCAAAGAAAAACUACAGGGAGUCUAGCUAAAUUUGAAUUUACAUGAAAUUCCUGAAAUGUACUUGUUUGAAGAAAUUAUUUGUUAUCUGAAAUCUAAUUUAAAUGGGCACUCUGCCUUUUGUCUGGUCAUAAAUAAAAAUGAGCAGCAGAAAAGGACUCUACAGUAAGUGUUAAAGUAACAAGGCCCCUCUGGAUGUGUCUAGGCCAAGGUGAGGUGACUAAGUGUCUUCAAAACUAGAGAGAGGCAGUCUAAGAACUCUGCCCUAUUGAAAGGCAUACUUGGCUGGCUAGGGCCUCCAAGGCCCUGAUCCCUGAUGCUUGUGUAGGUCUGGCCCAAGUCAGUGAAUAGGUUCUAGGGCAAUGGUUCUCAACAUUCUAAAUGCUUCAACCCUUUAAUACCGUUUUUCCUGUUGUAGUAAUCCCCAACCAUAAAAUUAUUUUCAUUGUGACUUCAUAACUGAAAAUUUGCUGCUGUUUGAAUCAUAAUGUAAAUAUUUUUGUAGCUAGAGGUUUACCAAGGGGGUUGAAAACCAUUGCUCUAGGGUAUACCUCCAGGGAUAGUUUCUGAGGCCCCUGCAAUGUGGGAUCUAUGAAGCAGGGUUGGAUCUUCUCCAAAAACCCCAGACAGGAUAUACAUAAAAUUUGAUAGCAUCCUAUGGAAGGAUUGUCUCCUGAUACUAAAGGGAGCUUGAAUGAAGAUAAGGCUGAGAGAAGUUGUAGAGUGGGAAGGUAGGCGAAGGAACUGAGGUAACACAGUGAUAGCCAGUUAAGGGUGGGGUUCUACCCAAGACAGCAGAUAAAGGUUCUUAGGAUGGUAGAUUACUCUGGCUGCUCAGAGGGGAACACAGGGACAUAGCACCAAUAAAAUCUCUUUCUUGUU